GCCACAUACUAUGGAGAACAGAUGCUUUCAUUGUUAAAACGGCAAAAAGUGAUAGAUUUCACCCACACAGACUCGCGCCUUGCCAACAAUGGUGUCCCAAAUUCAAUUCAAAGGCUCCGGUGCAGGGCAAUGUAUGAGGCGCUACGAUUCGCGCCGGAGAUCGAAGAGCUUGCAAAGAAGUUAGCAGACAGACUCAGAAGCAAUGGUGAACCCUACAUUGCUCUCCAUUUAAGGUGUCUCCUCCCCACUGCAUGCAUCUUUCUAGUGCCCUCAUACUUGCUAACCAGGCAAACUGUCUCGUUCCGAGUCGUGUUAAGCUGGAAUGUCGUGUUAAUCAAAGCCACAUACUAUGGAGAACAGAUGCUUUCAUUGUUAAAACGGCAAAAAGUGAUAGAUUUCACCCACACAGACUCGCGCCUUGCCAACAAUGGUGUCCCAAAUUCAAUUCAAAGGCUCCGGUGCAGGGCAAUGUAUGAGGCGCUACGAUUCGCGCCGGAGAUCGAAGAGCUUGCAAAGAAGUUAGCAGACAGACUCAGAAGCAAUGGUGAACCCUACAUUGCUCUCCAUUUAAG
This is a messenger RNA of Ilex paraguariensis (yerba mate), 572 nucleotides long. NCBI's taxonomy places the organism in Eukaryota, Viridiplantae, Streptophyta, Magnoliopsida, Aquifoliales, Aquifoliaceae. The record is from the annotation of a GenBank genome assembly.